AUGUACCAGCAUCAUGGUGAACCUGGAGAUGAGGGGAUUCCCUUGGAUGAUCUCCAACAGAUCAUUCAUGAUCGAGAUCCCCGCAGAAGACAGGAGCUCGAAGAUCAAAAACAAAAGUUUACCGCUUCUUCCAGAGCAGUCAAUGCACGUCAACAGGACGAUGAAUUUUUGAUGGGCAUGGUGGCCCUGCGAAGUCAUGACAGCCCUGUAACAACUUAUGAAAUAGAAAAGGGUAAUAUUUCCAAAACUACAAGCUCCCCACAAGCACUGGUAGAUGAGAAUCGCACCAACCGGCCCCAGGUCAUUUACGACGAGAGAGGUUGUGUCAUCAACGCUCCGACUACCAUUUCUGUGAAUUCGCUAUUGCCGGGUGCCUAUCCAGGAUUGCCAGGUGCUGUGGAUAACCAACAUUUUUCACUCCAACAUGGUUAUAUUGAGGAUGAAAACCAAGCAAACCACGAGGACGGAAGCAAUGUGCGGGAAGGUCCUGUGGAAACUACAGCAAAGAGCUCCUGUGCAUUAAACAAGCUUGUGAUUGGGGCUAUCGUUAUCGUUGUCAUUGCAUUGGCAAUUGCCAUCCCAACAGCACUCUUAACAGGUGGCAGCCUGUCUGAAAAAAUGACACAAUCCGAUGCCGAUCUCUACCUGAUUGAAGACGAUCCAAACUGGAACUCGUUUCCAGACUGGCGAAAAUCACAACGAUUUGGCCUAGCAUGCCUCUACUUUGCCUGCCUGUGGAAAGUGGAGCCCGCUUAUGAUGUUGUGCUCACCUAUUUACAAGAGGAAUGUAUGAUGCCAAUCACAACGAUAUUUCGAGGCCUGUGCGACCACAGAGGCCGGUUUCGAGAAAUCAACGUGUGGUCUGCACAUGGUCGGUUAUCAGACACCAAAUCACGCAUCCCUCCCGAAAUAUUUCUCCUUUCUGGACUGGAAGUAGUCAGCUUCUUGGAGCUCAAUCUUGAGGCUGAGAAUUCUUUAGAGGAUAUUCUGAAUCUGAACUUGGUACCAUUUCCACAAUACUCUCUUGCAGUGCUGAGAAUUGCACAAUGCAAGCUAUCUGUGACACUGCCAACCACCUUGGGACUCAUGACAAACUUGACUCUGUUGGACUUGAAUUCGAAUAAUUUGCAAUCCACGAUUCCAAGUGAAUUGGGUCGUUUGACACAACUGGAAGAGCUUUUACUGCAGGGCAAUGAUGAUCUGAGUGGGACCAUUCCAGAGGAAUUGCUGGAACUACCAUCGUUAAGGGUGGUCCAUGUGGGAGCAAAUGAGAUACCAGAUAGUUUUUGUGAAAAGAAAAACAUUUGGGCCAAUUUGACACUGACAACAAACAUGUGCAACAGUUACGAAACUUGCUGCUGUGCCUAA
Seminavis robusta is the source of this 1368-nucleotide messenger RNA. The record is from the annotation of a GenBank genome assembly. Lineage: Eukaryota; Bacillariophyta; Bacillariophyceae; Naviculales; Naviculaceae.